Messenger RNA from Hermetia illucens (black soldier fly), 1799 nucleotides. RefSeq names its product COP9 signalosome complex subunit 3 (gene CSN3). The transcript has 10 exons. Gene Ontology annotation, cellular component: COP9 signalosome. Gene Ontology annotation, biological process: ubiquitin-dependent protein catabolic process. NCBI's taxonomy places the organism in Eukaryota, Metazoa, Arthropoda, Insecta, Diptera, Stratiomyidae. The record is from RefSeq and is a predicted model, not a curated record. Bases 149 to 1450 code for a protein of 433 amino acids.
UUGACUUUUAGCACAGCCGACAAUCGCCUUUCAACUUCAACAAUAACCACGGAAAACAGAAGCGAGACCGCUGCAGUGAUCCGCGAGAAAAAAUCCGUUCGAAUGCAAAAGUAUGCAAAUUUCGUGAAGUAGUUGAUUGGCUUAGAAAAUGGCAUCGGCUCUCGAACAUUACGUGAACAAUGUCCGCACUCUUAGUGCAUCUGGCAAAUACAUAGACUUGGUGGUUUAUCUGAAUGAGUCGAUGGAAUUGCUCCCCAAGAACUGGAGCAUCUUGGAUAACGUUCUGGAGACGCUCGACAUCCAGCAACAUUCGUUGGGAGUCCUUUACGUGUUGCUUGCGAAAUUCGCAAAUGUUUCAAAUACGCCGACAGAGUCAGAGAACAUUAUUAGACUUGUGAGGAACUUCAUAAACCUUUGCAAUGGCGAGCAAGUGCGAUUUGCGACGCAAACAUAUUUCGAGCUCUGCCACGCGUUUACGAACUACUUAAUUCAUCAACCCGCCUGUAUUCAAGGCGUCCGGAUUUUAGUACAGGCUGUGGAAAAGAUUCGCCUUUUGGAAUCAGGACUGACCGCUGUUCACGCUGACUUAUGCCAAUUGUGUUUAUAUACGAAGGUGUUUAAUCCUGCGCUGAAGUUUUUAGAUGUAGAUAUCACGUCUAUCGCCACAACAGAGGACGUUAAUCACGAUGCAAAAUAUUUCUUACUAUAUUAUUAUUAUGGUGGCAUGAUAUAUACAGCUGUUAAAAACUACGAUAGGGCAUUAUAUUUUUUUGAAGUAGCGGUUUCAACACCUGCAAUGGCCAUGUCACACAUAAUGCUUGAAGCAUAUAAAAAAUUCAUUCUGGUCUCGUUAAUAAUAAAUGGAAAGAUUUCAACACUACCAAAAUAUUCAUCGCAAGUUAUCUCACGGUUUAUGAGACCACUAAGUCAGGCCUACCAUGAAUUAGCAACAGCUUACGCUACUUCAUCCAGUGAUGAAGUUCGAAAUAUAAUUAAUAAAUUUAGAGACAUUUUUGUUAGGGAUGUUAAUAUGGGACUUGUGAAACUGGUCGCCGCUUCAUUGUACAAGAAAAAUAUCCAACGACUUACAAAAACUUUUUUAACAUUGUCUUUAGCUGAUGUAGCAAGUAGAGUUCAAUUAUCCGGUCCAGCGGAAGCUGAAAAAUAUAUUCUAAACAUGAUUAAAUCAGGUGAAAUUUACGCGUCAAUAAAUCAAAAAGAUGGAAUGGUAGUGUUUAAAGAUGAUCCAGAGAAAUAUGAUUCACCCGAAAUGUUCCUUAAAGUGCAAGAAGAUAUGGCGCGUGUUAUGGAAUUAAAUAAGCAAAUCAAUAAAAUGGAGGAGGAGAAAAUGUUGAAUCCAUUGUUUGUGAAAAAAACACUUGGCAAUCAGGACGACGAUCACAGUUGCGGGCAACAUUCAAAAAGUUGUUUAAGUGAUCCUUUGGAUUAAUGAAGGCUCAAAUAUCCUCUACGUACUCAAAUUAUCGCUCCUAUCAGUUUCUUUGGUUAUCGUAUCAUUGCUGACAUUGCAAUUAUCAGUUUAUAUGCUCCUAAUAUUUUUCAAAUGCGUAAUUUUAUUCAGGAAAGAUGAAAAACAACAGAACGAAACAGAAAUGGAAUAUGUAUAUGUAAAAAAGUAAAUAUUUAAACGCGCAAUACGAGCCAUCAGAAGCCAGUUCAUAAUUUUUCAGUUAUUUAUGCAUAAAGCACAUUCAUGCGUACCCACAGACACAACUUGAUCCUUCAUGUGAGAAUUGAAUAUCUUUUAAUAAAAAAUGUUAAUUUAUGCAUUUAUUGGA